Molecule: messenger RNA, 897 nt
Organism: Arabidopsis thaliana (thale cress)
Lineage: Eukaryota; Viridiplantae; Streptophyta; Magnoliopsida; Brassicales; Brassicaceae
Exons: 1
Coding region: 55-489 (144 amino acids)
Source: RefSeq, marked reviewed
GUCCGAUAUCGUUAUCUCUCUCUGUGCCACUCAAAGAAAACGUAAUCCAAGCCAAUGGAGGAGACGACAUGGGGACAGAGAAUACAAGCGGUGACACAUAUCCUCACAAACCCAACAACGAAACCAUCACUUUACUCUCAAUUCUUCAUCGGAGCCAUAAUUCCAAACUACGUAUCGUGGGAUUACCCUCCGGUCUAUUCGCCGACGCAUCUCCGUCAAUGGUGGGUUUCUCAGUUCUUCAAAAGGGUAUCGAGAUUUGGGCUGCCUGAUACAUCGUGGAGGUCGAAUAGCCCGUAUUAUCAGCCACCGGCGGCGGUUAUGGCUGUCGGAGUUGAGGAAGGGAAAUGGGGGAAAGAGGAGAGGAGAGAGUAUGCGAGGAAGAGGCUGAGGAGGAAGAGAUUGGUGAAUGAAGUGAAUCCAUAUAUUCCUCUUUUAGUUCCGAAUUUGCUUUUGUUUACUCUCUUGUUAUGGGAUCCUCUUCCUGAGUAAAUUUAUGGUGGUGAAUCUGUUACAGAUUAUCUGUAAGUUAUUGAAUUUGUUGUAAACAAGAUCUGUGUGUUUUGUAAUGAAGAAGACGAAGAGACAUAGACUCAAUACUCUCUCGUUUGGAUUUAGUGUAAUAAAAAAACCGGCCGUAUCGAACCGGUAAUAUGUAUGGUUUUUUAUUUUGUUCGGUUUGGUUUCAAGGGACUUGGUUUGACUUGAUCCGGUUUGGUUUCAAGGGUCUUCUAUUCUUCCGUUUGGAUGUAAGUAGCAUCCAUCAUUCAUAGGGUCACAUUUAUGAAACCCAACAAGUUUUUUGGGAUUUGAUUUCUUUGUCUUGCUUAAAACUUGAAAAUGUUCAGUAGUGAUGAUUGUCAAUUUGUUACAAACAAAAAUAAUAAAGGACUUUGAAUA